GGACAUAUAUAAGAGAGCAGGUCGAAUUGAGACGACGUCUUGACCUUAGCUCACCAUCUUCGUAGCCAAGGUGCAGAACCAAGAUGCGUAAUUAUCUAACUUCGAUUCCUUUGUUCGCCCUACUUGUCUCUUCUAUCCCAGUUGCAGAGCACGACAAAAGGCAGAAUGCUGAAUUCGACUAUGUGAUCAUCGGUGGCGGUACAGCUGGUCUCACACUCGCCAACCGAUUGUCUGAAGACAGCACUGUUCAAGUCGCUGUGAUCGAGGCCGGCACCUUUUAUCAGGUUGCCAACCCAGCCCUGUCCUCUACCCCAGCUGGAGAUGUCAUCUGGGCAGGUUCUAGCCCUGCAGACCAAAAUCUUCUGGUCGACUGGAACUUCAUCACCACGCCUCAAGCAGGUGCCAACAACAGGCGGGUCAAGUAUUCCCGCGGCAAAUGCUUGGGUGGAAGCUCGGCUCGUAACUUCAUGAUCUACCAGCGUGGAGAUCGGGGCUCCUACCAGAAGUGGGCAGAUGAGGUCGGGGAUGACUCCUACACGUUCGAUAACCUCCUGCCCUACUUCAAGAAGUCUGUCAAAUUCACUCCACCCAACACCCGCCUGCGUGCCGCCAAUGCUUCGGCUGAGUACCGCGCAAGUGCCUUCGAUGCGAAUGGUGGUCCUUUGGAUGUCUCGUACGCCAACUAUGCAGGUCCAUUUUCAAGCUACAUGGAGGGAGGCAUGAACGGGAUUGGUAUCCCAACCAGGGACGACUUCAACUCGGGAGAUCUUCUUGGAGCUCAGUACUGCAGCUCAACCAUCACACCCGGUAACCAGAAGCGAGCAUCGAGCCAGACGACUUUCCUUGAAGCUGCGAAGAACCGCCCAAACCUCAAGGUCUACACCCUGACUCAAGCCAAGAAGAUCAUCUUCAACAGCGAGAAACGGGCCACUGGCGUCCAGAUCCCCGGAUUGUUCGGCUCAACUUCUGUCCUGACCGCCAGGAAAGAAGUCAUCCUCUCAGCCGGUGCCUUCCAGUCCCCUCAGCUACUCAUGGUCUCCGGCGUCGGUCCCGCCGAGCAACUGAACAAGUUCAGCAUCCCCGUUAUCGCCGACCGCCGCGGCGUAGGCAAGAACAUGCAGGACCACAUCUUCUUCGGCCCCACGUACCGCUACAAAGUCGAAACCUUCACCAAACUCGCAAACGACCUGCUCUACGUCGGCGCCCAGUUCGCCUUCGACUACAGCAUCUUCAAGCGCGGGCCCCUCACAAACCCCGUAUGCGACUAUCUCGGCUGGGAGAAGGCGCCCAGGGACCUGCUUUCGCCCGCCGCCGCCGCAGUGCUGGACCAGUUCCCCGCGUCGUGGCCGGACAUCGAGUACCUCUCUGCGCCCGGCUACAUCGGCGCCUUCUCCAACCUGCUCGCCACCCAGCCCAAAGACGGCUUCCAGUACGCGUCGAUCCUGGGCGCCCUCGUGGCCCCGCUGUCCCGCGGCUCCGUAACCCUGACCUCCGCCUCCGUCGACCAGCUCCCCGCCAUCGACCCGGGCUGGCUCACCGACCCGACCGACCAGUCCGUCGCGAUCGCAAUCUACAAGCGCGUGCGCCAGGCCUUCGCCACGGAUGCCAUGAAGCGCGGGCUCGCAGAUACGAGGGAAUACUUCCCGGGCCCGGGUGUGCAGUCCGACGCGCAGAUUCUGAGCACGAUUCGCAACACGCUGAUGACGGUGUGGCAUGCGAGUUGCACGUGCAAGAUGGGGAAGACGGAUGAUCCGGAUGCGGUGGUGGAUAGCAGGGCGAGGGUUAUCGGGGUGCAGGGGCUGAGGGUCGUGGAUGCGAGUUCGUUUGCGCUGUUGCCGCCGGGGCAUCCGCAGUCGACGGUUUAUGCGCUUGCGGAGAAGAUUGCUGAUGAUAUUAAGAAUGGACGUUAAACUAGGUUUUGGGGAUUUCGGAUUUGGACAGGAGAGGAUGAAGUUCGAUUCUUAGUAUAUUUUAUCUUUGCAAAUGUAUCACUGUUGACAGAAAAACACUAUAAGAAAA
Messenger RNA from Boeremia exigua, 2019 nucleotides. RefSeq names its product GMC oxidoreductase. The coding region runs from base 84 to 1910 and encodes 608 amino acids. The record is from RefSeq and is a predicted model, not a curated record. NCBI's taxonomy places the organism in Eukaryota, Fungi, Ascomycota, Dothideomycetes, Pleosporales, Didymellaceae. The transcript has 3 exons. Gene Ontology annotation, molecular function: oxidoreductase activity, acting on CH-OH group of donors; flavin adenine dinucleotide binding. Gene Ontology annotation, biological process: secondary metabolite biosynthetic process.